AUGUCAAUCUACUGUGCGGCCUGUCGAAGUGCUGUAACAUGCAAUGAUGCCGUACAACUUGUUCCUUGCCUUCAUGUGAUCUGCAUCAAAUGCCAACAGAAAACCAGAAAAACGAGCAAGGUUUGUCCUGCGUUGCACUGUUACUCGCCUUUGGUACCUCCAAUGGAUAUCAGAUGGAAUCCUUGCGAAUAUGAACGAUGUCUGAGAAAGCUUGCUAUAGCUGGAGAUGUCUAUCACACAGCUUGUCAACAUGAUCUCUGUGCACAAUGCUUUGACGAUGCUAACAAAAACAACAAUGGCCAAUGUCCAGUUGGAGGAUGUGGAGCGCCUUUGAAUGAAGACGAUGAAUUAGAGCAAUGUGAAGGUCCAUGUCGUGCCAUGUACGAGAUUGACAAAAUGGUUGCGCUCCCGUGCUGUCAAGUCUACAUGUGCCAACCAUGUGCUAAAAAAUGGACGGAAGGCAAAGGCGUCUGUCCGCCUGGCAAAUGUUUGUCGAAAGGUGGCGGAAAAGCUAAAAAAGGAAAAAGGACACCUGUACAUUUCGGUCAUAUUUUUGUUGCAGUUCCAAUCAAGACACCAUGUUCUGGGCUACCUGAUUGUGAAGGUGAAGUGUUGCGAAAUUUCCCCUCAGAAAUGGAAUGUGAACAUGAAGUUUGCAUCAACUGCUUGGCAAAGGUUUUGGAUGAGUGCGAACACAAUAGUGAGUGA
Strongylus vulgaris is the source of this 708-nucleotide messenger RNA. Lineage: Eukaryota; Metazoa; Nematoda; Chromadorea; Rhabditida; Strongylidae. The record is from the annotation of a GenBank genome assembly.